AUGUUUGAGAUUUCCGAGUCCUCGUCGCGCGAAGGUGCAGUGUUCGGGACUUCCAAGCCCUCGCUCCCUCGGGGAUGCGACGAGGACCCGGAAGUCCCAAAUAUCUCAAUUCGACGCCUCGAAAGCUUAUAUCGAGGAUCCGAAGUGCCAUUUUUCGAGGAUUCGAGCCCUCGGCAAAGGCCCAUCGAAAACAUAUUUUCGGGCACUCGAAGUACCCCUCGAAUAACUGGUUAGGAAUCCACGUUAAAACAUAUAUUUAUUUGGCCAGUAUCGAUCGAAAUCAUAACGUAUGUUUUAUACGUGUUUUGUUUUCGAAGUGCAAGCUGUUGUUAUUUUAUAUUUUCGAUCCUGUUAUGAUAUAAAUAAAGGAGGGGGACCAC
Didymodactylos carnosus is the source of this 380-nucleotide messenger RNA. The record is from the annotation of a GenBank genome assembly. Lineage: Eukaryota; Metazoa; Rotifera; Eurotatoria; Philodinida; Philodinidae.